This is a messenger RNA of Cajanus cajan (pigeon pea), 1151 nucleotides long. NCBI's taxonomy places the organism in Eukaryota, Viridiplantae, Streptophyta, Magnoliopsida, Fabales, Fabaceae. The record is from RefSeq and is a predicted model, not a curated record.
AUAACCAGGCUCAAAGUCUCAAGCCUCAAACUACUAAUAGAACACUGUCCAAGGGGUCCCUUGAUACUGAUGUGGAUUCUCCUUAUUUGCUUAACCCUUUUGAGUUGUUCCUUUCACUUUUCUGCUGCAUUCUGCACUCUGAACCCUCUCUCUCUCUCUAUCUACUCUUGCUCCAUGCCAAGCACAUCUUCCAAUUUCUGUACCUCUCUUCUCCUCUUUCUUCAGGCUAUACGCCAUGAGAAGAAAACCACUCCACACUAGAGAAUAAGUAAAAGCCAUCUUCUUUUUUCAUCUUUUCUUUUAUUGCUUCUCUCUCUCUUGGUUGGUUUCUCCACACACAAGUUGUUAAAGUUUCUUCAGAGGACUACUGGCAUUCGGAUCUCACUUAACUUACAUUAAAUUUUGCCACCUCUUUUAGAUGGGGAAUGACUUCAAGGAGUGACAUGAUAUGCAUUCAUGGCUUCACUUAAUUCCUAUCAGUACUACACAACUACCUCCUUGCUUAUCAUACUUUUGCUCCAUAAUUUUCUCUCUCCAGCUUCUACCUCCAAUCAGCCACAGCCUGAAAUUUCUUCUAGGGAACUGUUAUUUGAGGAGAAAAACAGGUUAGGUUCAAUUCCUCCUAGCUGUCACAACAAGUGCAAUGAUUGUCAUCCAUGCAUGGCAGUUCAAGUGCCAACUUUGCCUAGCCAUGACUCUAACCCUUCAGAUCUUACAAAAAGUGCUGCUGCCAUGGCAAGUUUUCUUAACCCUUCUUCUCCCCAAGGGAACAGGUACUCCAAUUACAAGCCAUUGGGGUGGAAGUGCCACUGUGGUGACCACUUCUUCAACCCUUAGAAAAUUGUACACAUGCUCUCACUUGAUUGAUUUGUAAAAUGGAAAUUGUCCCUUAAUUUUAUUUUUUUUUGUUAUUGUUAAAAAUUAAUAUUUGUGGUUUAGGGGCGAACUAGCUAGGGUAACAGAUUAGAUAUGCGUCACUUGCGUCAGCAUGGAUCGUAUACAUUGGAGUUUGAUACACUUGUACAGAGUUUGUUACAGACCUCAAUAUUCCAGCUAUAUUAAUAUUAUGUUAGGGUCUAAAUUUUGAGAGAGUUUCCCCUUUGCUAUUUUAAUUUGUUUGUGUUUAUUAAUUAAUUGCUAAUUUUGUGUCU